Messenger RNA from Ictalurus punctatus (channel catfish), 10500 nucleotides. RefSeq names its product ring finger protein 165b (gene ark2cb). The record is from RefSeq and is a predicted model, not a curated record. The coding region runs from base 5792 to 6856 and encodes 354 amino acids. Lineage: Eukaryota; Metazoa; Chordata; Actinopteri; Siluriformes; Ictaluridae. The transcript is spliced from 9 exons. Gene Ontology annotation, molecular function: zinc ion binding; ubiquitin protein ligase activity.
UUAGCUGUGUAUGAAAUCUUCCAAAAAAAAAAAAAAACACACUUGCUUGCUAACAUAGCUAGCUACGACCACUUCCCUAGAUAAAUCAGACGUCGACAUUGGUGGUAAUUCCGCUCAGGCUGUAAACUAGCGAUAAACAUAUUCGUCGUGGCUGUUUGCCCUCCUUGCUGUAUCGAGGCUGGCUCUACAUUCUGCAUUAUCCGAUCUUUGUCGUCCCCCCUCCAUUGUGUAGCUAAUGAUCAUCUGCUGCUGUGUGGUGUGGCCUCUGCCUGUUCUCUGCAUUUAGCUGUUUUGUGAUCCCCCUUCUUCAUUUCCUCUUUCCAUCCGAAGACGACAUUGGUAUUUGAACACCCAAGAACAGUGCUCCCCUAUGUUAAAGACUAAAAAUAACAAUAAUAACAUUGAGCUAAAAUGUGUUUCUCUAUGUUAAGUUGACACAGUUAACCCGUAUACAGUAGCAUUAGAGAAGUUGACUCAUGUACAUCCCUUCCAGCCUUGGUAGUCAACAUGUGUAAAUUCCUGUAAAGUGGAUGCAUUUUACAGUUCAUACUUCCUACACGAAGUGCCCUUCGGACUAGCAAAGGUGCAUUGUACCCAUCCAAUGUGUUGGCUUUAUUUAUUUAUUUAUUUCAAUCAGGCAUAUUUAUAAUUAUUUUACUCCCUGUAUCACAGGUUCCCAUCCUUGCUCCUGGAGUAUCUCUUGUCGUGUAUAUUUUAGUGUUUUCUCUGCUCUCAAUACACCUGAUUCAUUUUAUCUGGCAAACAAGAACCCUUCCUGAGCUGAAAUGGGUGUGUUCGAGCAGAGAAAACACAAAAAAUGUGCAGGACCAGGAUUGGGAACCUGUGCCUGUUCUGGUUAUAAAGAGACAUCCUGUUAAAAUAAUCCUCUAACGAACAAGAACGUAAUGGCCACACAGAUAUAUUACACUGCACCUGUGUUGAUCACCCAAACAUGUGCAACAUGGCUUUAACAAUGCCUAAAUAAGGCUUAUCAAUGCAAAUGACGCUAAUUAAUUAAGACCCUGACUUGAUCUCUGCACUAACAAAUUCCAAAAUGCUAUCCAUUUCACAGGGAUGUUUAAUUUCCUGCACUGCUACAAAUAUCCUCUAUUAGAGUGAAAAUGUCUAUUGUUUGGUUGUGGUUUCUCUACCUUUUGUUCUGGUAAUAGACUUCAAUUGCAUGAAUCACAUUAUUCAUAUUAUUUUUAUUCAACAUUGAUUAGACUCCAAUGUAAUCUUUCUGUAGAAAAGAUGUACCCUGCUGUACUGUAAUGUGCUGUAGCCAACACAUCUGCUCAUUGGAUGCCGCUUUUGUUCUGUUUAACCCUGUACGGAGCAUGGUGGGCCUUGCCUUUGGUCAAUGUUGUUUUAUUUGUUGCAUGGUAUUAUUAUGACACAAAUCCACCUAUACUAAUAUUUUUCAAUAAAGAAUAUAGUAUUUUUCCUAACCUCCAGUGUGCUUCUUGCUGAUUUCCAUUUAUUGCCCCCUCCCCACCUCCUCCCCCCUGCUGUGACAAAGAUAGAUUCCUUGCUUUCUUCAUCAUGAGAGCUCAAUGAGUUUUUAUGUGGCCAUUUAUGUUGAUUAUUUAGGCAGUUGAAGGUGCAGUGGGAACCCAGUGGUCCUUUAGACUGGACAUUGUUUGAACGAUAUUAGGAAAUCAAUUCACUACUGCUUUAUUGUAUUGUAAUUUUUUUUUUUUUUUUUUUUUUUGUAAAUUGCAAACCAUAUAAUUUUAAAAUGGUGUUGGCUAUUGACAUUUAAAACUGCAGCUUUUAAGUCUUUUCUUAGUAAAUGAUCCUGACACAAUGUCCCUAUGCUGUGGUGUGUGGAGGUAGCCAAACAUUCCAUCACUGUGAUUGAUUAUUCUUUCUUCCACUAACACCUGGAAGACAUUUUGGCAGAUGGGGGGGAUUUCUUUGCUCAUGUAAUAAAUGUAAAACACACUCUGGUCUCAGAUUUUUAAAUAAAGAAUUAAUUUAGUUUGCCGUUUACCAAAGGACCUAAUUUUAUUUAGCACUUGAACAUAAAAUCUUUAUAAUACAAUCAGGUUUCAGUCAUUCAAGUUGUAAAUAGAGUUUUUUUUUUUAACCUCCUCCUAUAUUGGCUUUGACCGAACAGAAGCAGUAGCAAUAAACCAUGGGGUUUCAGACUUAAAGUACAGAGCUGUGAAAACCCUUGGUUUUGUCUAUCUCAUAUUAAAUAGUUUUAUAUCUUCAAAAGAAAUACAAUAUAAAAUGAAGCCAAAGUAAACACAAUACAGUAUUUAUUUCUUAAUUUUUUUAUUGAAGCAAAAAAGUUAUCCCCCAUGUGAAAACACUAAUUGCCCACUUAAACUUAGAAUCUGUUUGUGCCACCUUUAGCAGCAAUAACUGCAACCGAAUGCUUCCAAUAACUGGAGAUCAGUCUUUUAUAUACAUCUAGGACUAGGAGUUACUCCUAUGAUUUGGAUAAUUGUCGCUGCAUAAUCCAGUUGCGCUUGAGUUUCUUACAGACUGAAGACCAGACAUUCUCCUUUAGGAUUUUCUGGUAGAGAGCAAAGGUCAUGUUUCCCUCAAUUAUUGCAAGUUGCCCAGGCCCUGAAGCAGCAAAGCAUCCCCAAACCAUCACAUUUCCACCACCAUGCUUUACUGUAGGUAUGAUGUUCUUUUGGUGGAAUUCUGUGUUAGGAUUAUGAAAAUGUAACGGGACCCCUGUCUUCCAAACAGUUCCGCUUUUGAUUCAUCAGUCCAAGGAACAUUCUUCCAAAAGGGUUGAGGAUCAUCAUGGUGUUUUUUGGCAAAAUUCAGAUGAGCCUUAAUGUUCUUCCCGGUUAGCAGUGGUUUUCACUUCGCCACUCUUCCAUUGAUGUCAUUUUUGUCCAGUGUCUUGUCUUUCUGAUAGUGGUGUCAUGACCAGUGACCUUUAUUGAUGCAAGAGAGGCCUGUAGGUCAUUCGAUAUUGUCCUUGGCUCUUUUGCGAUUUGCUGGAUGAGUCGUUGCUGUGCUCUUGGAGGAAUUUUGGAAGGUCGGCCACUUCUGAGAAGGUUCACUAUUGUGCUGAGUUUUUCUGUUUGUAAAUAAUGCCUCUCGCUGUGGUCUUAUGGAGUCCCAGAGCCUUUGCAAUGCAGUGCCCUCCACUAAUAUUGGCACUUGUGGUAAAUGUGAGCAAAGAAGUCUGUGAAAAAUUAUUGUUUAAUUUUUUGAUCUUUUAUUUAAGAAUACAAAUAUACUCUGUUCUCAUGGAUAUCAAACAAUUGCAAACAGAACAGGUUUAUAAAAAAAACUUUGUUAAAUGUAGGCGUGCAACAAUUAUUGAGACCCUUUUAGUCAAUACUUUGUGCUACCUCCCUUUGCCAAGAUAACAGCUCUGAGUCUUCUCCUAUAAUGCCUGAUGAGGUUGGAGAAUACAUGACAAAGGAUCUGAGACCAUUCACAGAUUCUCUUAAGAUCCUUCAAAUUUCGAGGUCCACACUCCUCUUCAGUUCAGCCCACAGUCAGGGGACUGGAAUGGCCAUGGCAGGAACUUGAUUUAAACCAUUUUUGUGUUGAUUUUGAUGUAUGUUUUGGAUCCUUGUCCUGUUGGAAGAUCCAAUGACGACCCAUUUUAAUCUUUCUGGCAGAGGCAGUCAGGUUUUCAUGUAAUAUCUGUUCAUAUUUGAUAGAGUCCAUGAUGCCAUGUAUCCUAACAAAAUGUCCAGGUCCUCUGGCAGAAAAACAGCCCCAAAACAUUAAAGAGCCACCACCAUAUUUAACCAUGGGCAUGAGGUACUUUUCCAUAUGGCUACCUCUGUUUGUGCGCCAAAACCACCUCUGGUGUUUACUGCCAAAAAACUCUAUUUUGGUUUCAUCUGACCAUAUAACCCGAUACCAAAUGAAGUUCCAGUAGUGUCUGGCAAACUGAAGACGCUUGAGUUUGUUUUUGGAUGAGAGUAGAGGCUUUUUUUUUUUAAACCCUUCCAAACAACUUGUGGUGAUGUAGGUGACUUCAGAUUGUAAUUUUGGAGACUUUCUGACCACAUGACGCGACUAACUUCUGCACUUCUCCAUCUGUGAUCCUUGGAGAUUUUUUGGCCACUCGAACCAUCCUCCUCACAGUGUGUUGAGACAAUAUAGACACACGUCCAAUUCCAGGUUAAUUCAUAACAUUUCCAGUUGACUGGAACUUCUUAAUUAUUGCCCUGAUGGUGGAAAUGGGCAUUUUCAGUGCUUGUGCUAUUUUCUUAUAGCCACUUCCCAUUUUCUGAAGCUCAACAACAUUUUGCUGCACAUCACAGCUAUAUUCCCUGGUCUUACCCAUUGUUAUGAAUGUCUAAGGGAAAUUGGAAAUUGAGAGCAGAGUAUUUUUGUGACUUUUUUUUAAAAUAAAAUAUCAAAAGUUUAAACAAAGAUAAUUUUCCACAGCCUUCUUUGCUCAUAUUUACCAACGGUACCAAUAUUAGUGGCGGGCACUGUAGCUUUGUAACCCUCCCCAGACUGAUGCAUCACCUUCUUCCACCUCAUUUCUUGAAUUACUGGGUAAGACCUUUUAACCGACUUCAUGCUGUUGAAAAAGUUCUAUUUAAGUGUUGAUUUGAUUGAACAGGGUUUGCAGUAACCAGGUCUCGUAACAUCUAGUCCAGCUGAACCCCAUUAUGAAUGCAGCUUCAUAGAUUUGGGGAAAUGGUAACUACGGGGGCAAACACAUUUCCAAACAGUCCCAGUUGGUAUUUGAUAACUUUUUUGCUUCAAUAAAUGACAUUAUCAUUUAAAAAGUGCAUUUUGUGUUUAUUCAGGUUGCCUUUGUUUUAUCUUAAAUUUUGUUUUAAUUUCUGAAACAAUUUAGUAUGAGAGAUACACAAAAACAGAAGAAAUCAGGAUGAGGCAAAUACUUCUUCAUAGCACUGUAUCUAAUUUGGAGUCAAAAACUCAUUACGGAGAAUGAGCAGUUUGUCUAAAAUGUCAUUUUAAAUGUUCUCAAUCUAGUGUUUAUAUUCCCAAGAACAGGUACAGGUAGUCAACUGGUUAUAUGCAUAGGUUACCUAAUUCAGGUGUUUUCAUAGAUGGCACAAAGCAGAAUAAUGACUGGUUGUAAAAUCCUUAAGAGCCAGUGAGGAAUCAAGGGCGAUCAUUUUCAAUGAGCAGAAAACAUAGCAUAUAGUGCUAAAAAGUCCUAUAUUUUUACAAAUAUGCAGGGAAUUUCCUGUGCACAGGAAGCUCCUUAAUAAGCUGUGGGAAAACAGAUGUUCCAUAGCUUGCCAAUUGCUGUUUAAGGUUUUGGAGGUUCUCAUGCUUUUGUAAUUAAGUGUAGACAUAUUCUCCAUAUGACAUUCACCCUUUUUACAUCAUUAUGGAAGAUGCCUAGAAAUGAUCAGCCACGUGUCUUGUCUGGGUCCAUGAUUGUUACUUUUUAAUUUCAUGUCCGUUCAAUUAAGAACUUUAUUUUUUCCUCCACGUGCACUCAGAACAAAUCAUUAAAUCAUUCUCACUGUUUUAUUUCUUGUGCACUUUAUGUAAUGAGAAUUUUUUUUUGCUGUGGUAUUUUCCUGCAUGCUUUGCCAGGACAACUGUACAAGCCUCUUAGUGAAUCCUUCAUCUGAGCCAAAGCCCAUAGAUUUUCCAGGGUCUUUGAGACAGCAGGUGUGGCCAAGGAACUCCCUCUGAGAGGCUCAGCUAGCUGCAUGGAAUAGUCAGUGAAUAAUAGUAGACUUGCUCGCAUCUGUCGUUGAAGUGUCAGCUGCUGAGAGGUGAGAAGUGACCAUGAGAACCAAAAAGAAACUGCACGCUGCUGCUGACUACCACCGAGAUGCCCUGGUAGUAUUACGAGCCAGUGAAUAUGUACAAAACACUCAAAUAUCACUCUGCGUUCUUCAAACCUGCAGAGACGUUUGGGGAGCUUAGGAGAGGAUCUCAGUUUAACAGGCAUCAGCAUAGCCAUGCUACCUCUUGCCGGCAUUUCCAAGUAGGGCCCCAGGCCCAGAUCCCUGUUGACUUCCCAAUGCCCCAUCCAGGACAAUCUCAGGCGGGCAUGAACCCGCACCUUGGCCCAACGCACCAGCCAGCUGCCCCGUUGCAUCCUCCCCUCGGCCACAUACCAGCACCACAGUUCCAGGACAUCCAAGGCCCCCCCUUCCUACCUCAGGCUUUACACCAGCAAUACCUCAUCCAGCAGCAGAUCCUGGAGGCACAGCACAGGAGGUUCCUUCCACAGCCCAGACAUGCCCAAGAGAGAACAGCACACCAUCCCCAGACGAUCCGUGCCCCCUAUGAAUACACCCCCUCCAUACAUGUUCCUCCCCCUCCACCUGUGCCACAGCAGCCACGCUAUCUUGCAGAAGGAACAGACUGGGACUUGAGUGUGGACCCUGGUCUACCUCAUUCACACUACCAUGUCCCUCAGCUCCCACAGCACUAUCAGCACUACCUGGCCUCUCCGCGGCUGCACCACUUUCCCAGAAAUGCAUCCUCAGCACAAGUGGUUGUGCAUGAGAUCAGAAACUACCCCUAUCCACAGUUACAUCUACUGACCCUGCAGAGCCUCAAUCCCUCCCGCCAUGCCACCGCUGUGAGGGAAAGCUAUGAGGAACUCUUACAGCUGGAAGACAGGCUUGGCAACGUGAAUCGAGGGGCUAUGCAGACCACCAUUGAGAGGUUUACAUUUCCUCAUAAAUACAAAAAGAGAAGACCACUGGAGCUGAAAAUAGGGAUGGAUGAAGAUGAGCUGGACACUGAUGAAAAGUGUACAAUUUGCCUGUCCAUGCUUGAGGAUGAAGAGGAUGUGAGGAGAUUACCCUGCAUGCACCUCUUCCAUCAGGUGUGUGUUGACCAGUGGCUUGCAACCAAUAAGAAGUGUCCAAUUUGCAGGGUGGACAUUGAGACCCAGCUGACGCCAGACAGCUGAUGUCUUCUGUAGCGUUGGUGAAAGGUCUGCCAUUUUUCCCUGUCCCUUUUUUGGGUACUUUGCCAAAUGUCUGUCUCUCCAUCACCUCUCACCUUUGACCUUGCCUUCUGAGCCAAUUCGAAACGCAAAUCUUUAAUCCACGUAGGAUUAAAGGUGAAUAGCGAAGUGAGCAAAAUGGAAAGGAGUCUGAGGAUUCAUGGAGAAGAAUGUUCAGAUCUGUGCGAGUGUCCAGGGCAGGUUUCAAUGUGACUUUUUGCAGAGUCUGUCAUUAAGAUGGUUCCUAUCAAAGUCCCCUGCAUGGACAUUUAGUCUGUUUAGGACAGUAAGUGCAUCCCCUGGAUGAUCUCAACUGCAGUUAACCUAAAGCUUUUCCUCUGUCACAAUGUUUCAUAAUGCAUUAUAACAAAACUUUAUGAAGCUUUCAAAUUUCCAAAUGUUAGUAGUAGUCAGUCAUGUAUUUCAGAUGUUCUGCAUUCUUCUAUAGUGCAGGUAAUCAACUCAAAAAAAUAUUCAAAACAAUUAUUAUGUACUAUGUGGGAACAAUAUGUGAAUGGAGAUAGUAAAUUAGUAUGAAAUGUAUGAGUAGUUAAAAAAGUUAAAUGGAUUUAAAACAAAAUCCUAAUAAGGAAUGUGUAAGGAAAACAUUAUUCUCACAAAUCAAGUAAUCCAACGGUAUGAAAUGACACUAACAAUUAUUAACUGUAAUUAUCAGAAGUGAUAUAUAAUAUACUUUCUGUAACCAUGGUGACAGCAAGACCAGGCUUGAUUUAAGCUGUGACAGUAUGUAUUUGUGCUUGUGAAAUCUCCAUGCUUAGAAAAGUAUCCUCAAAAUGCAUGUUCUGUGAGAGGCUGAGGCUUAUUUUCAGGAACAUAAUGGAAAGACGGGCAGUUUGUGCAUGACAGAUAUCUUACUAAUUCUGAAGACACUGUGUUCUUAACAUGUCACUGAAGAAACAAGGAGUGAGAUGUAUACCUUAAUGCCUGUAGGACAAGCACACAUUCUAAUAACAGCCUACUUCUCAGUGUUUCCAUUAGCAAUGUAAAGUUUGUGGUAUCGCUUGAAAGUACAGCAUAUGUAGAGUAUGAAGCUAACUAAGAAAGCAGUCAUAUUGUGCAUGAAAACUGUUGCUGCCAUUUCUGGGGGAGAUGAAAAGGGAGAAAAGCCAUUGUUUUAUAGAUACCAAACAUAACUUUUCUAAACUGUAUUUUGAGUUAAUUUCAUUCUUUCCAUUCUGAUCAUGUCGUCCGUCCCCCCCCCCCCCCCCCAAUAUUGAUGAAUAUGCCAACCUAGUCGUGGGGCUGUUUCAGCUUCUCACCAUUUUAAAUAAGUAGCUGCAAUGCUGGAAUAAUAUUUAUUGUUGUCUUAAUGUAGCUAGCUGUUAUUUUUGUAAAUGCACUAUAUUAUGAGGUUGCCUGACUUUGAUGUGAUUGUGAAUGUUUCUCUUGUCCCUGCUUAUGCAUUUGCACUCAGUGACCUGUCUCUUUGAACGUGUACACUGCGGUUGCUCCUGACAGUAUACUCCAUCCAAAAAAUAGUAGCGUGGCCUAACAUUAGUCAUUGGCUCCACUUGUAUUACUUAAAUUAUUUGAACCCUCGCUUAAAUGUAUGUGACUUCAUGGCUUAGUAGCUAUUUCUGACACUAAUUAAUUGCAAUGCAGUAAUGCAUUGAUUAAUACAACUUGCUUGUUUUUUGCCUUUCCCCAAGAUUAGAGUCAAUUUAAAGCAUUGUGGUAAAUUGUACUUGACAAACAAAGAACUGGAGAAGUUUCAAUUUCCGUUACAUCUUAAAUUGGCUUUAUUAUUAUCAUGAUUGUCUCAGUGAGAGUUUAGUGUAACUAACCCUUACUGGCCUUUCUGUGUGUGAGCAGUGUUAAUGUCUGUUGAAAUUCCUUUUGUGACUUCAAUGAAAAUUUUCCUUCCGAAGGUACAGAGCAGUCUUUUCUCACUUCCUGUGUGCAGCAUUCAAUAGUUUACACAGGAUUUUGUGCAGUAAAAAUGCCUUAAGUAUUUAACAAUCAUAAUUUAUGACUAACUUUAGCUACUAUGGGUGCAUAUUUAAGUUUUGAUUUAGUUUAGCUAUUGAAUCGGUUUUAUUUAUUUACAUAGGCAUAACGUGUAUAAAUACCUCAUCGUGCAUACUUUAAUGGGAGUGCUUUGCAUGCAUUUGUUAUUUAAAGGAGAAAAAGAGAAACAAAACAAGAAAAAAAUUUCUAAAGGGUCUGCUGAAUCGUGUCAGUGUGUGGUGCUGUGGAUUUGGUUACAUUCCAUUAAUGCGAUUUCAAAGAAUACUUUAGCUGUGAACUAGUAGACAAACUGCUAUAGACUGGAAAUGUUUUGCAUGUAUCUCCUAUUUUGCACUCUCAGCUUUGCUACCCUCUCACUGGCAUUUGGAAAAUGUGCACCAUACUCUUUUUAUUUGAAUUUUUCUAACUUGGUUAGUAUCUAACAUUUUUUUUUUAAUUUUUUUUUUUAUAAAGUAUUACAACACAGCUUAGUGCAGCGUGAGAUGUACUGUGAUUAGCCACUUGUCCAAAAUGCUUUACAUUAGCUGGAUUUCUAUUACAUAGGGACCGGUCAUUUUUAACCUUCUGAUUGCAUAUGUUUUCCCUACUUCUUAAUCUUUUUUUAAUACCUAGUAACAGGGUCUGAAGCUAAAUGUCUGUCUGAGGAUAUAUCUAUCACUAAGUGUAAUGUGGCCAUUAUUUAUUCUUUUGAUAUGUUUUGAUGAAGAAAUGGACGAAACAGCAAAUGUAAAAUAAUAAUAAUAAUAAUCCUAUAAAAUAUAUUUAGCUCUCAGCUAGACCAUGCACUGAUAUUUUUAGAGGUGCAACUUUGAAACAAUACGGCAUGGUACAUUAAUUUAGAAUAGAUUCAGCCAAAAAGGGCAUAAAUUCCUCCUACUUGAUCAUGAUUGUGUCAAACGGGAUUUUGACAUGCCCCAGCGGAAAAUAAUUUUCUUGGUUGAAUUGAUAAACACAUUGGAAUUCCCUAUUUAUUUGCAGACGCCUGAUAUGAUUGACAAAUGAUAUAAGACAUGCCUUGUCAUAUGAUUUGUCCCACCAGCCUUAAGGUCUUUUUCCUUGCUCCACCACACUAGAAGAAUUUUGGACAUACAGCAAUAGUAUUAUGUUUCGCAAACAGAAUGAACAGUAGAUCCUAAAGCACAAGCUCUAUAAUGCAUGUCUUUCUCAGGUUUUAAUAUACGUAUGAGAAUGGAUAGAUAUGUUAAAAUAUUUUACCAUAAAUCUUUCUGAUGUUUUUUCUGCUGCUGAUGUUAAAAAAUAUUGAAUAACCUGCCAGUGAAAGGGAAGUGGCUAUCUUUGUAUAAGACACUGCUGUUGCUGUUACUGCGCAAUGUUUUCUGACAUUAAUAUUUUAUAGUCGAGUAGAAAAAAAUAUGUAUUGACAAUAUUUAAGCAAUAGCUCGAUGAUCAUCAUGUACGAUAAUUAGAUUAAGUGUAUAUUGCGUUAAAAAAAAGAAAAAAAAAUUAGAUUCACUUUUGGUGGAUUUUGUACUGUAUUUAUUACUAAUGAUGCAAAAAGUUGCAUAGCUUAACCCAAACUGUUCUUUCUUUUUUAAUUUCUUGUCUUGUAUAUGACCUUUUUGUAUGUGUUUUUCAAAUAAAAUUUUAAAAAUGCUUUA